This is a messenger RNA of Mobula hypostoma (lesser devil ray), 1805 nucleotides long. RefSeq names its product procathepsin L-like. The transcript has 8 exons. NCBI's taxonomy places the organism in Eukaryota, Metazoa, Chordata, Chondrichthyes, Myliobatiformes, Myliobatidae. The record is from RefSeq and is a predicted model, not a curated record. Gene Ontology annotation, molecular function: cysteine-type endopeptidase activity; cysteine-type endopeptidase activator activity involved in apoptotic process. The coding region runs from base 167 to 1177 and encodes 336 amino acids. Gene Ontology annotation, cellular component: lysosome. Gene Ontology annotation, biological process: immune response; positive regulation of apoptotic signaling pathway; positive regulation of peptidase activity.
GCGUUGCACAAUCCGACUGGGCUGUUCGAAUUCAAAGUCACAUGGGAGCAGAGAUAUAAAACUUUCAGCAUUCGCUGCUGUCCCUUCAGUUGUUUCUGCAGGGAAUCCUUACAGGUCGUGUCCGGACCGGAGAGCGAGGCAGGAGGAGACUCCGAGGUGAGCUAUCAUGAAGGCCAUUCUCCUUUCGGUGACCUUGCUUGCAGUGCUUCUGGCAGUGGUUGCCGCCUCCUCGAUUGAUCCAGCGCUGAAUGAGGACUGGGAGAAGUGGAAGCUGUUGCACGAGAAGCAGUAUACAGAGGAAGAAGAAAUUGUUCGGAGAAUGGUGUGGGAGAAAAACUUCAGGUUUAUUGAAUAUCACAACCUGGAAUACAUGAAGGGAAAACACACCUAUGAUCUUAAGAUGAACCAUUUUGGAGACCUGACCCUGGAGGAGUUCAACAAGCUUAUGAAUGGCUUCCGUCUGCCCAAAUCCAGGAACUCAACAGAGCACCUUUUAAAGUUUCGGGAAUCAGUUGAGAUUCCACAGGAAAUUGACUGGCGUGAAAAAGGAUAUGUCACUCCUGUGAAAAAUCAGGGCAGCUGUGGAUCCUGCUGGGCAUUCAGUGCAGUUGGAGCAUUGGAGGGACAGACCUUUAAGAGGACAAAAAAACUCGUCUCCCUCAGUGAGCAGAACCUGGUCGAUUGUUCAUGGGAACAGGGGAAUGCAGGAUGUCGUGGUGGAUGGAUGGAAAAUGCCUUUUUGUAUGUACACAAAAAUAAUGGAAUUGACUCUGAGGUUGGAUACCCCUAUACUGGGAGGGAGGGUACCUGUGCUUAUGAAGUCGAAUUCAAAGCUUCCAGAUGUUCCAAUUACUAUUUUGUUUCGCAAGGUAACGAACAAGCUCUAGCUCAAGCCGUGGCACAAGUUGGACCGGUUUCGGUUGCAGUUGAUGCCACACAUCAGUCCUUUAUGUUCUACCAUUCAGGUAUUUAUUAUGAACCGAAUUGCCAGACAUACCUCAUGAGUCACGCGAUGCUGGUUGUCGGCUAUGGAAGUGAACAUGGACUGAACUACUGGAUUGUUAAAAACAGCUACAGCACUCAAUGGGGAAAUCAAGGCUACAUUUUGAUGUCCAAGGAUAGAGAUAACAAUUGUGGCAUUGUAACACAUGCUGUCUUUCCAGUGAUUCUGGACUGAGUCUCACACUGUUAUGCAGGAAGUGCUUCACCCUCUGCGUGUGACUGUGUGAGACAGAGAGCUUGCUGGUUUGCUUACUGUUGCUUUGUUUACAAUUUUGUGUGGUGAUAUGAACAUCGUCUGUCUUUCCUGGAAAUCAAACUACUGUUUAAAUUGUGAACACAGUGAAUGCAAUGCUUGUUGGAUGAUUGGAAUUGGAUGAUAAACAAAUCUUAUUGAUAAUGUAAUUCCUGUGACUACUUCUGAGCAGAGACAAGACCCUGUUGACCAGGGUACUCCUCAUCCUCCUCCCCGUGAAGGGAGCAGCCUGGAUGAAAAACUUGACACAGAAAGCCACUUGGCCCUUUGGCUCCAGUUGACUCUGAGUGGAGCAAUCCCAUCAUUAUACUCCAUUCCACAUUUUGCUCGCAGCCCUGCAACUUUUGCUCUGAAAAGCUCACAAACUGUUCUGGUUCUUCAGUCAUUUAACUGCACCAAUAGCAGCUUCCAGUGAUCAACUAAGCUACCAGCACUUCGAUAUUUUUCUUUGAAUUGCUUCCACGGUUUUGCUUCAUGGCUGUCUGGAGAAGACGAAUCUCUGUAUACUGCAAACAUACUUCAAUAAUAAACGCAUCUCAAACUGUGAAUA